GAGCACUUGCCUAGAAAACAGAGCGUCAAGGGCGCGGCUGUUUUCCUUGGAAAAAAGUGUUGCCCCAGGGUGAACUUGAAUUUUGAUAUAAUAUGCACUUACUUUACACCUGCUUGAUUCACAUAUGAUUCAUGUCUAUAAAGAAUAAAGAUCUGAAAAGUUUGCUUACUGUAUUAAUAUCUAUUAUUUCACCUAUUACAGCUACCGCUUCAAUCGCACCGACCCAGCUUUUGACGAGGAGUCCCAAGACAAUGUUGAGACUGUCCAAGAUGGCAUUGAGUGCUGCGGAGUUUACAAUGCAUCUGAUUGGUCGAGACUCAACCGCCAGGCAGUCAUUGACAACGGCUACGUGCCUCCAAACUGCAGUUGCAAUAUCAACACUGACGACGACUGCGUCGAGUUCCAAUUUGUGGGCACCCCCGUCGGUACCACUCGAUACGUCUGGGAAGAGGGUUGCUUGGACACAGUUGAAGCAUUUGUAAUGGGUUACUACAUCGCCGUGGGAGUCGUAUCUCUCCUCAUUAUGUUGGUUGAGAUCCUCUUUGUGGUUGUUGCCAUUGGACUUACAAUUACCAUCACCAAGAAAGGAAAUUCUGGAGUCGUUUAACUAACCCUUCCGAAGCUGUCAAGUGCAGUGAUAUAUAAUAUAUACAUGACACCCUUUUAUACUAAUUUAGCUAUAGUGAAAAAAGUGAUUAGUGAACAGUGAACAAGUAUUUGUAUAUAGGACUGCUAUAGAUGGUAGUAUGCUAUCCUGUUUUCUUAUAAAAAUGCAUUUCCCAUUGUAUAUACACCGUUGCUGAUAAUCUUUGUCAACCUGGACA
Messenger RNA from Geodia barretti, 824 nucleotides. Lineage: Eukaryota; Metazoa; Porifera; Demospongiae; Tetractinellida; Geodiidae. The record is from the annotation of a GenBank genome assembly.